CGCAGACCAACACGAAUAAAAUCCACACCAGAAUCAAGUUUCCCCAACUCCCUGGCGCGACUGGAUUCUCCUGCCCGCCUGGCGCGUUUCCAGCCUCCCAUUCAUCGAAUCCGAUGUUGGGGGAGAAUCCCGUCUCUCAUCGGCGAAGAGGAAGAAGACAUGCUCGUCAUCUGUUUGUUUAUUGUACCCAUCCAAUUCAAGAAACGGUUGGAUUUUGAGGUUUGUUUAAUUGUUUGGUUUGAUCGGAGAGUAGAUGAGAGGAAGGAGAAAUUUCGGGCCCCUGCUUCUAAAAUAUGGGGUAGCUGUGUGUCUCUCUCUUGGUGGGAUUCUUUAUACAAUCUUGCGAAACAGAGGAAUCAAACCAUCCAAACGCACCCCUUUACUGCCUCCAUCUACAGAUUAUGAUCACUCUCUGCAGACAACACCACCAUCUCAUUCGAAACAAUCCUUGCAGACUACACCUUGUGCUUGUGCUUCUGGCUCUGUGGCAUCAGGAAAAUGCGCGGGCCUCUCAGAUAUAUCCGGCCCAUCAGAAAGUUUUAGAUUUGAGGGAAAAGGCGUUGAACUUCAAUACCAAGUUUCUGCAUUGAGGGAAUAUAUUUCUGUUGAAAGGGAAGAACAUGAUGAAGAAGUUAGGAGGUUGAAAGGCAUUGUUAAAACCCUCAAGGAAAGGGAGAGGAAUCUUGAGAUCAAAUUGCUCGAAUAUUAUGGUCUUAAGGAGCAAGAAACUGUUGUGAAGGAGCUUCAAAACCGCAUAAAUAUCAAUAACAUGGAGGCCAAGCUCUUUGCUCUAAAGAUUGAAUCUUUGAAGGCUGAUAAAAAGAAAUUAGAAGCACAAAUGGCUGAUUCCGCAACGGUCGUGUCAGAACUUGAGGCCGCAAGAGUGAAGGUAAAGCAGCUGAAGAAAAAACUAAGGCAUGAAGCUGAGAAUACGAAGGAGCAGGUCUGUGCACUUCAGGAAAAAUAUAUGAAGCUUCAAAAUGUGGAAAAGAAGGCUCUUGAAACACUGCACAAUCAGGAGAAGAAGCUUCUAGAAGUAGAAUCGGAUGCUCAUACAAAGGUCCAAAGGAUAGCGGAAUUGGAGAUCGAAGCAGAAGAGCUGAGGAGUUGUAACAAUAGUUUGAGGACAGAAAAUUCUGAAUUGGCUCAGCGGUUGGAAUAUGUUCAGAUCAUUGCCACUUCUGUUCUUGAUGAUGAAGAGAUGGAAGCAUUGGUGGCUGAGGCUGAACGGUUAAGGAAACAAAACGCUGACAUGGAGAAGGAGAUUGAACAGCUCCGGUCCCACAGGUGUUCGGAUGCCGAAGAGCUUGUCUAUCUCCGGUGGGUAAAUGCCUGCUUGCGUUACGAGCUCAGAAAUUACCAACCUGACCCUGACAAAACAGUGGCUAGGGAUCUCAGCAAGACACUGAGUCCCAAAUCAGAGGAGAGAGCCAAACAACUGAUUCUUGAAUACGCGCGCAGGGAAGAAGAAGGCGUCGGCCCACACUCUGGCUCCUCCGAACGGUCAUCUUCCUCCCAAGCUUCAUUUUUUACCCCCACUGAGGAUACUUCCAUCUGCUCAUCGACACCAACAACCCAUAAAGCUCACACGUCUGGGAAAAGAAAAGUUUUCGGUAAGAUGAUGAGGUUACUGCGUGGGAAGCACAAAUCAAGUUCUUCAUCUCAGGGCUCAUUUGGCGGAUCAAAACACUUUCAAGAAGUCGAAGAAGAAGGAGAAGAGGGAGGAAUGAGCAGGAAGGGAUUGGCUCAUCAAGAGAGUUUUCGUACGCCUGAGUUGGUGAAAUAUGCAGAUGCUUUGAAGGAAGGUCGGAAUCUGCCUUCGUCCCGGGGCAGCAGGAGGUCAGCGUCUUUUGGUUCAUUAGCUUAAAAGGCUGUACUUUGUGCUUCAUUACAGGUACCACAUCCAGGGGUAGUAAAAAUCUUGGUGACUACAAGUUUCAAUUAGUUAUACACUGCACUAAAAUGUGAAAUGUGCAACUAAUUGAAGCUUGUUCCAUUUGGUAUCUGAGAAUAUCAGUAGAGCUUAUAGGAUUAGAUUAGAAAGGAUGUUGUAUAGAAGAACUACUUGUGAAAACUUUUUGCAAGUCAUAAAAGGUGUGACAUUUACCCGUGUUCCACGAAAAUGUGUGCACAUUUCUCAUUAGUAUACUUCAUUUUUGUUCAUAGUCUUUGUUACUUAAAAAUUUAAUGUUAAAAUACUGUAUCUCUAAAAUGCAUAGUUUGAGAAAUAGCACUAAAACUUAAGUCAUUUC
Messenger RNA from Cuscuta campestris, 2252 nucleotides. The record is from the annotation of a GenBank genome assembly. Lineage: Eukaryota; Viridiplantae; Streptophyta; Magnoliopsida; Solanales; Convolvulaceae.